UUGGGCAUCACAUUAGCGGGAAGAUGGCGGCGGCGGCGGGAGCGGGAGUCGGGCUGCCCGGGGGCAGUGCCGGGGCCGGGGCCGGGCCUGUGCAGCAGGGACUGAAGGAAGCGCUGUUUGAGGCGCUCAGCUCCAUCCUGUCCCCAGUGCAGGAGGUGCGCGCCGCCGGCGAGGAACAGAUCAAAGUGCUGGAGGUGACGGAAGAAUUUGGCGUUCACUUGGCAGAGCUUACGGUUGAUCCGCAAGGCAUUCUGGCCAUCCGACAGUUAGCAUCUGUCAUUCUCAAACAGUAUGUGGAAACUCAUUGGUGUAACCAGUCUGAGAAAUUCCGCCCACCUGAGACCACUGAAAGGGCAAAAGCAGCCAUCAGAGAACUUCUACCAAAUGGUCUUCGAGAAUCCAUAAGUAAGGUGCGGUCAAGUGUAGCCUAUGCUGUAUCAGCAAUAGCUCACUGGGACUGGCCUGAGGCCUGGCCAGAGCUUUUCCGGCUGCUGAUGGAGAUGCUGAUCAGUGGUGAUGUCAAUGCAGUACAUGGAGCUAUGCGUGUACUCACAGAAUUCACCCGUGAGGUAACGGAUACCCAAAUGCCACUGGUAGCUCCUGUAAUAUUGCCAGAAAUGUAUAAGAUCUUUACAAUGGCUGAUGUGUAUAGCAUUCGAACCAGGGCACGUGCCGUGGAGAUCUUCACCACAUGUGCCAAUCUGAUCUGUGCCAUUGAAGAAAUUGAAAAGGGAGCAGCCAGGGCACUGAUCUUUCCUGUGGUACAGCAGUUCACAGAAGCCUUUGUGCAGGCUCUGCAAUUGCCAGAUGGCCCGACCUCUGACAGUGGGCUGAAGAUGGAGGUGUUGAAGGCAGUGACGGCGCUGGUGAAGAAUUUUCCCAAGCACAUGGUUUCAUCGAUGCAGCAGAUUCUGCCAAUAGUAUGGAAUACCCUCACUGAGAGUGCAACCAUCUACGUGAGGACAGAGGUGAACUACACAGAAGAAGUGGAUGACCCUGUGGACUCAGAUGGUGAGGUGCUGGGCUUUGAGAACCUGGUGUUCAAUAUUUUUGAGUUUGUGCACACACUGCUGGAGAACAGGAAGUUCAAGAACACUGUGAAGAAAGCGCUGCCCGAGCUAAUAUACUAUAUCAUCCUAUAUAUGCAGAUCACUGAAGAGCAGAUUAAGCUGUGGACAGCAAACCCACACCAGUUUGUGGAGGAUGAGGAUGAUGACACCUUCUCCUAUUCUGUACGGAUCUCGGCGCAGGAUCUCCUCAUGGCUGUUGGGAGUGAUUUCCACACUGACAGUGCCGCUGCCUUAGCCGCAGCUGCCACAAAGCACCUGCAGGAAGCAGAACAGGCCAAGAACAAUGGCAAUGCUCAUUGGUGGAAGGUUCAUGAAGCGUGUAUGCUGGCGCUGGGCUCUGUCAAGAGUGCAAUCACCGAGAAUGUGAAAGAUGGUCGGAUCCAGUUUGAUGUGCAUGGCUUCCUGACCAGCGUCGUUCUUGCCGACCUCAACCUGUCAGGCUUUUCUUCCCCAGUCUCUCCAUUCCUCCUGGGCCGUGCUCUCUGGGCUGCCAGUCGCUUUACUACUGUUAUGACACCAGAGUUGAUCCAACAGUUUCUACAAGCUACAGUUAGUGGCCUACAUGAAACUCAACCACCAUCUGUUCGAAUAUCUGCUGUCCGGGCAAUCUGGGGGUACUGCGACCAGUUGAAGAUCUCAGACUGCACACACAUUUUACAACCUUUCCUUCCCAGCAUCCUGGAAGGGUUGAUACAUCUCGCCACUCAAUUCAGUUCUGAGGUGCUCACUCUGGUCAUGGAGACACUUUGCGUGGUCUGCACUGUAGACCCUGCCUUCACCACCAGUGUUGAAAGUAAAGUCUGCCCCCUUACCAUCGCAAUCUUCCUCAAAUACAGCAACGAUCCAGUGGUGGCAACUCUUGCUCAAGAUAUCUUCAAGGAGCUUGCGCAGAUUGAGGCCUGUCAGGGUCCCAUGCAGAUGAGGUUAAUCCCAACUCUAAUCAGCAUCAUGCAUGCCCCUACCGAUAAAAUUCCAUCAGGACUCUGUGCGACUGCUAUUGAUAUACUGACAACUGUGGUGAGGAAUACAAAGUCCCCUCUGUCCGAUGUGCUGAUUUGUGAAGCAUUCCCAGUUUUGGCUCAGUGUACCCUGCACACAGAUGACAAUGCAACCAUGCAGAAUGGUGGUGAGUGUCUACGUGCUUAUGUUGCAGUAGCUUUGGAGCAGAUUGUACAAUGGCACGAUGAACAAGGUCACAAUGGACUGUGGUAUGUGAUGCAGGUCGUCAGCCAACUGCUGGAUCCACGCACGUCAGAGUUCACCGCAGCAUUUGUGGGGAGAUUAGUUUCCACGUUGAUUUCAAAAGCAGGCUCCCAGUUAGGAGACAACCUUGACCAGAUACUACGGGCAAUACUGAGCAAAAUGCAACAGGCAGAGACACUCAGUGUAAUGCAGUCUCUGAUCAUGGUGUUUGCACAUCUAGUUCACAACCAGCUGGAACCUCUGCUGGAGUUCUUGUGCAGCUUGCCUGGCCCCACUGGGAAACCUGCAUUGGAGUUUGUGAUGACUGAGUGGACAAGUCGGCAGCAUCUUUUUUAUGGACAGUAUGAAGGAAAAGUCAGUAUCAUAGCUAUGUGUAAACUGUUGCAACAUGGCAUUAAUACAGAUGACAAAAGGCUGCAAGAUAUACUGGUAAAGGGAGAAGAAGUAUUCAACCCUGAUGAGGGAAUACGUACACGUUCAAAGACGGCAAAAAAUCCAGAGCGGUGGACCAACAUUCCCUUGCUAGUGAAACUCUUCAAAUUGGUGAUUUCUGAACUCUCCACUGUGAUAGAAGCCAAUGUCACCCGACAGGCCACAGAAACUGAAUGGAAUCAAGAUGAGGUUAACGAUAUGUGGGAAGACCAGGAAGAGGAGGACGAGGAUGAUGACGAAGGUUUAGCUGGACAACUAUUGUCAGAUCUGCUCAGUCCAGGGGCAGGUGCCAGAUAUGAUGAUGACUAUUAUGAUGAGGAUGAUGAAGAUGACCCUGAUGCACUGAAGGAUCCUUUGUACCCAAUUGAUUUACAGGCGUAUCUAACAGAUUACCUCCGUCAAUUUGCACAGCAACCCUGCUACACAGCAUUUUCUGACCACCUCAAUGAGAAUGAGAAGAGAGUUCUACGCUCAAUUUGCAUUUAAUGUUACCACCUGAAACUGUGUUGCCUUUAUUUACUGUUUCAUUGGCCCACACUGGUCCUAUAUUCCCACCUUCUUCUGUGUCAGGUGCACAUGGCAAAGGAAAGUAAUCCAAUUUCAUCACAUCCUUGUUUUCAUCAUGACUCCAAACAUUUGAACUGCAGAGACCUAACUGAGAAUAAAUAGUUACAUUCAAGGAAGCACGUGGAGGCGUUUCUGGAGCUGUGCUGUUCAGGACUUGAAACCUGUAUCCAGUUAUGCAGAUUCUGUCACAAAGCAUUACCAUCAUAGCUUCGGGAUUUGAAGGGUAUAUUUAAUCGCACUAGCCCUCAUUAAACUGUCUAUUUUUGCUACAAGAUGGAAACAUUAGGUUGUUCUUAAUGCUCUUAAAAGGAAAAUGGAAUUCAGAUUGAAGCAUUGUGAAACCUUUUGUUUGCAGACAUUCAAAGUGUUUUGUAAAAUUGUCCUAGUAUUUGAUCUGAACUGUUUUAAAUGAGAGUAAUGGUGUGCAUACACCACUGAACCAGUUAUUGAUGGGAUUAAAUUGGAUUAUGCCCAGAUGUAUUUCUAUCUGAGUGUUGAAGAGAUAUUGGUUGCAUCCUGUUCAACUCUUUGGAAGUGAGUCCAGGAUAUGUGUUCGUUCUGUUCCCUUUUGGAGAGGAAACAAAAUACCAACCACUGAAAGAACUUCCUUUUGUAAUCUUACUAAACCAGGACUGCUCCAGAAUGGCAUUAGGAGUCAAGAAAAGCAGCCUGAUUAUUCUAUCACUGAUUGGAACCAAAUUUCUUGCACAUUUAUGAUAACAAUUCUACUGUGGUAAAACACAACGGCUAACAAAUGAUCAUAUAUUUGAAUCCUUGGGUUUCAGGCUAAAGCAUUCAACAAGUAUGGGUGUAUAAAUCUUGGGGUUAGGGAUUUUGAAUGUAUUAUAUUUCUGACCAGUAUUGGAAGUUAAUCUUCGGUGGCCAGAAUUAGAAAAUAGUGUAGCUUGAUGCUGUUAAGAAAUGUUAAAAGAUGCAUUCAUUCCAGUUUCACCCUUUAAAAGUAUAUAAAUUCCCCACUAUUAUACAGUUUCUCACUUACUUUCCAGCCCCAGUCCAUUGAUUGCCCACAGGUUCAGGGAGCUAACUUGUCUCCUUCGUCGACUAGUUUUGUUUUCAGCUCACAUACUUUGGGUCUGAAAUAGACAAGAUACCAACUACAUUAAUAAUCCCACUCCAAUAUCAGGGGCAGCUAUUAACAGAAUCACUUAAAAUUAUAAUUUUAAUAAAAAAUUGUAAAUAUUAAUUUUGUUCCAAUUUUUAACGUUUUUCUUCAAAUGACUGUCCUGGGAAAAAUCCUGCUGGGGCCUAGUGACUGAGGUAGCCAAGAAAAUGCAAAUGUGCUAUAUUUGAUUCCAUCUUAGAAAUAAUAAUAUGUGAAAUUAGUUUAGAUGUACUGUUAGUCCAGUUUUUGAUAACCAUGGCUCAAAACUGCCCAUAAUUUGAUAGUCAUGUCAAAAAUAAAAUAAAAAGCACAUGAGUGCAGCUGUAAAGUG
Molecule: messenger RNA, 4726 nt
Organism: Callorhinchus milii (elephant shark)
Lineage: Eukaryota; Metazoa; Chordata; Chondrichthyes; Chimaeriformes; Callorhinchidae
Gene: ipo9
Product: importin 9
Exons: 24
Coding region: 24-3191 (1055 amino acids)
Biological process (GO): protein import into nucleus
Cellular component (GO): cytosol; nuclear envelope
Molecular function (GO): small GTPase binding
Source: RefSeq, a predicted model, not a curated record